Molecule: messenger RNA, 3603 nt
Organism: Kwoniella mangroviensis CBS 8507
Lineage: Eukaryota; Fungi; Basidiomycota; Tremellomycetes; Tremellales; Cryptococcaceae
Exons: 29
Coding region: 1-3603 (1200 amino acids)
Biological process (GO): mismatch repair; mitotic recombination
Cellular component (GO): nucleus
Molecular function (GO): mismatched DNA binding; ATP binding; ATP-dependent DNA damage sensor activity
Source: RefSeq, a predicted model, not a curated record
AUGACACCCAAAGCUCAACCAUCGCUCCAUUCGUUCUUCAAGCGCAAAACACCUCCCCUAUCUUCACCUAUCAAAGGUAUCGAUAACGAUGGGCCGAUCAUCGACUUGACAGGUUCACCUCCAGCUAAGAAGCCAAAGACCCUUCCUAGCCCUCAGGAGGACACCACCAAAAGCUCACUGACCCAAUCGACAUCCAGCUACUUCUCCAAAUCCGCUCGACAACCUUUCAAUAGCUCAACGCCCAUCCCCAUCUGGGCCUCGACCUCUACCUCAGCCACUCUCGAGACGUAUCGUCUACCAAAAGCCAACGUUCCGCUCUUUACCCAAUCUGGCACAGCGUUUGAUGUGUAUACUGUGACCACCGAAGCUGGACCUGGUACCAUCGCUCGAUCGUCAGAGCAACAACGCAGACAUGAGGCUUGGCAAGACCGUGUACUUUCGAAUGGAGGUAUCAUCCGUCGGAGAAGAUCGCUAGCUUUAGACGAAGCUGCUGCUGCUGAGCUGCGGCGGGGUAUGGGGGUCGAUCCUCCCGAUGUGGAAUCUGGGACAAACUCGCCGGCCGCUGAGGAACUUGAGGAAGCGGACUUGGAAGAUGAGAGUAGACGCAAAGCAGCUGAAGGUGUAGGAAGCAACCUGGCAGCUAAAUACGCCUCAAAGAUCUCUGAAGGGGGUAGAACGUGCAAAGGAAAGGGUAAGAAGAAGGAAGAGAUCGGCCCGAGUGGUCAGACAUACACACCGCUAGAGAAACAAUUUAUGGAGGUGAAGGAGAAGAAUCAGGAUGUUCUGUUGUUGAUGGAAGUCGGGUACAAAUACAAAUUCCACGGUCAGGAUGCAAAGAUUGCUGCCAAGGAAUUAGGUAUUGUAGCCUUCCCAAGCAGGAACUUUUAUGUGGCUUCCAUUCCGACUCAUCGUCUCCACAUUCACGUCAAGAAACUCAUAUCUCUCGGGUACAAAGUCGGUGUGAUUAGUCAGACUGAGACUGCUGCAUUGAAGAAGGCGGGCGAUAAUCGCAAUGCGCCUUUCACUAGAGAGUUGACCCAUCUUUUCACUGCUGCAACAUAUGUCGAGGACCCCUCACUGCCUUCCUCUUCGACCCUACUCGACGACCCUAUCAUGCCUGGGUCUGCGCCUCCGCCAACUAACGCAUUAGUAGCUAUAGUCGAGCAGGGAAUGGGAGGUAUGUCGUACGAUGAGAGGGUCAAGAUCGCUAUCGUCAGUGUCGUGCCUGGGACCGGAGAGGUAGUCUGGGAUGAAUUCGAUGACUCCCAAGUAAGGAGUGAGCUUGAAACCCGCCUGACACACUUGCAGCCCGCCGAAUUACUGCUACCCAAAGACAAGUUGAGUAAAGCGACUGAAAAGGUGUUGCGUCAUUAUGCGGGGGGUACGAGUUAUGGAUCGGCAAAUACCAUUCGGACUGAAAUGAUAGAACAGAUCUUACCGUACGACCAAGCCUUCGACUAUCUGACACAGUUCUACAGUGUCAAAACCUCAGCGAGACUCAGAAAGACUGGAAAGAAGCAAAACGGAAAUGACCAUAUCGAUCUCACGCUCAGUGAUGACGAGGAUCAAGAAAUAGAUGUGGAUGUGUCAAACGGUCAUCCUAAAUCUGACGAUAUUACCAAUUGGAUAGACACACCCGACAAGGAUGGAAAUGAUCUUGCUGCAGGACUUGACUCUUCCGACGCUGUACUGGCUCUGGUUGAUUUCCCUAAACAAGUUGUUGUUGCGCUCAGUGUCGCUGUGCAGUAUAUGAAGACUUUUGGUUUGCAAAAUGCUUUCAAACACCGAUCUUCUUUUGCAAAAUUCAUCAAUCGUGCUCAUAUGCUUUUAUCCAGUAAUACACUUGUCAAUCUAGAGAUAUAUCGCAAUCAGGAUGAUGGAAGUAUAUAUGGGAGUUUACUAUGGCGUGACUGCAAAACUCGUAUGGGCCGCAGAUUAUUACGGGAAUGGAUUGGAAGACCAUUGCUUGAUAUAUCCGCUCUUCGAGCUCGUACAGAUGCCAUUGAAGAGAUAAUGGAAACCAAUACAUACUAUAUGGAAAAGCUUAGAAGUUUGCUCGUCAACAUGCCCGACUUAGUCAAAGGGUUGACAAGGAUUCAAUAUGGAAAGGCCACACCAACGGAAAUGGCGACAAUCUUGGUAGCUCUGGUUAGGAUUGGCUCGGAGUUUAAACCCACUCAAGAACCCAUAUUCAAAUCUUCCCUUCUUAACACAAUAUUGCACACACUUCCGACAAUUCAGCAAGCUGCAAAGACCUUUCUGGAAUCAGUUAAUCUCAAAGCAGCGAGAGAGAACGACGAAGGGAAUCUAUGGAAUGACCCCGACAAGUACCCCGAAAUUCAGGAUGCAAAGGAUUGUAUCAGCAUAUGUGAGAGCGAGCUGGAUCAACACCUCAAGGAGAUCAGGAGACUUGUCAAACGCCCCACGAUGAACUAUGUCACUGUUGCUGGUAUAGAAUAUCUGGUAGAAGUUCCCCUUCGAGAUGCCAAGUCUGUCCCCGCCAAAUGGGUCAAGAUAAGCGCUACCAAAUCUGUCAAUCGAUAUCAUACCCCAGAGGUACUGAGAAUUAACAAAGAACGAGAACAGCACAAGGAGACAAUGAAUGCAGUCUCGAAAGAAGCUUUCAAAGCUUUUCAGUCGGAUAUAUCAGACCAUCACGAAUUGGUAGUGGUAUCUAAACAAAUUGCAGUAAUCGAUUGUUUGAUGUCUCUCGCCCAGGUUGCAGCAGCUUCAGGGUAUUGUAAGCCCAAAUUCGUCAAGGAGCCUGAAUUGAGGAUCAGAUCCGGUAGACAUCCUAUGGUGGAAAUGCUUCGAGAUGAAGCGUAUGUGCCGUUUGAUAUCGAUUUUUCGGAGAGGGACGGGACUUCGAAAGUGAUUACCGGACCAAAUAUGGCAGGCAAAAGUUCAUGUGUUCGGGCAGUGGCUCUGGUUGUCUGUAUGGCUCAAAUCGGAUCAUACGUUCCUGCUUCGUCGGUCACUUUGGGUGUUCAUGAUGCGGUACAAACGCGAAUGGGAGCUUCCGAUGAUAUAGGAAGAGGCAAAUCGACGUUCAUGGUUGAAUUAUCGGAGACUAGCGAUAUUCUUAGGACAAUCACACCCAGAACCCUGGUCAUCCUUGACGAACUCGGCCGUGGAACGAGUACCUACGAUGGUGUAGCUAUUGCCUAUGCCACUUUGGCUCAUGUGGCUGGUACGGGAUGUAACACGCUCUUCGUCACUCAUUAUCCCAUGGUAGCUGAACAGCUCGCUCGAGAGAAACCUUACCAGAUCAGUAACUGGCAUAUGGCAUUUGACGAGAUCAAACUUCCUGAUGGAAGCGCAGAAAUAACAUUCCUCUAUAAACUCACUCAUGGUCUAGCGGAAGCUUCUUUCGGAGUUUGGUGUGCCCGAUUAGCGGGUCUACCCAAAUCAUUAUUGGACACUGCUCAACUCCGAGCGGAUUAUCUGAAACAUGAAACUAAAUUGAGAUUAUUGAAUUCCUUAACGAAACGAACAGGUAAAUUGUUCAAGGACCUCAGAAGUGGAGAAUUACAAGUAGAAGUCUUGAAGAAUGUUAGAAUGUUAGAUAGAGGGUUGAAGAUGAUUGAGAAUCGUCAGAUAUGA